AUGGGGUACGGCCGGGACCCAUCCUCGCGACUCACUAACGGCAGCUGGCCGGACGGCGCGCGGAGUGUAGCUGUGCUAUGGCACCCACAGGCUGUAACAAACCCGGAAACUGACGAUCCAAAUGCUUAUCACAUAGGCGUUAACACCGAUUUCAACAUGACUUCGAUUUUCGAGGAGGAGGUGUCAAAUGUGGUGGAGGCAGAGGAGGUGUUGCAGAUGAGGGUUGACUAUAACGGGAGAAGCAAGGAGAUGCUGAUCCGAUGGGAGGGGGAAGGGGGGGAGCUGGGGGGGAGGGAAGGAGGGGGAGGGGUAGCAAGCCACGUGCCUGCUCUGAAGAGUGCUCCUCUGUUCCAUGACACCGACCCCUGCAAGGCCUCUCCCGUGCAGCCCUGUGGCACGGGUGCAUGCACCAAGGCACGUGCCCCGUGGGACCCGUCUAUCCUCGUGCCCUCCUGCAAGUGCCCCUUGAAGCUCCCCUCCUUCCAACCCUCCCACCUUGCCGGCCUGCCCUCCUGCUUCCCUGGUGAGCCGUGGACUGAGGUAGGCAAGAGGCGGAGAGCGGUAGUCUGCUGCUCACUCACUCUUGCUCUCUUCCCACUCUGCUUCCCCGAUUGUCUUUCCCCUUCCCUCGCCCUCCCUAAACCAGAUUCCUUCACAUGUCGCCAGUUCCCCCGCAACCCGUGUGCCCCGGGGGUGUGCAUUGAUGACAUAGAUGGCACCUACUCCUGCCUCUGCCCCUCGCCCUACUUCCCCUUCUACUUUUACCCCAAAGGCGCUGCCCGCUGUUACCAUUGUGCGUACCACAUGCCCAUCCGAUGGCUCUUAUCGUCAUGGCUCUCAUCACAUGCACCUCUGCGAUUGGCUGAGACUCGAAUGCCCACCUUCCUGUCGCCCUACGGCCUCACAUGCGCGCUCAUCCUCAACACCUACGGGCUCACCCAAGCAGACUUCUUCAGCCAAAACAAGGGGUUCCAGUGCCGAGCGCCCAUCCCUGUAGGCACUCUUGUUAACGUCACCAGCCGGGCUUUCUCCCAAUGCACUGCCAUGUACACUGCUAAUUAUGGUGACACGUGUGACUCACUCAACGCCCUCUUCUCCACGCAGAUACAGCCGCUCAACCCCGCCCUCACCUGCUCUGAUGGGCCCAGACCCGGCCAGCUCCUCUGUGUAUCCCUCAACCAGACGUGGCUAGAAGAGGGAAUGACCCGCAUAUCAUGCAAGCUCCAGGCCCAAAUCACCCCAGCCGUGACACAAACCCCGCCCACAACCUCACCCAGCCCUCAACCACCCCCUCCUCCUCCGCCUCUAGCCAACUACACGAGCGUAGGUGUGCUCGUGACGGUCCUCCAGGGCCCGCAGACCUGCCAGCAGCUGUGGCGGGCGUUUGCCAUCGCCUCCCCCACGCGCUUCUUCCAGAUGAACCCCGGCCUCUCGUGCGACUCGCUGCUGCCGCACAGCCCCCUGCAGGGCAACAUGAUGAGAAGGCCCCCUCAAAUCGCUUGGCUGGCCUGGCCGAGUCACACACAGGCACCACCUGCCAAAAGGCCAUGUAGGCCUCACAUCUGGCCUCUUUCCAUCCGUCUCCCUGUCCCUGCUUCUCUCUCAUUGUCUUCCAUUCCUGUUUCUGUCGGCUGUUGGUGUGUCCCUCUCCCUGUCCCUGCUGCUUCUCUCCCUGUUUGUCUUCCAUUUACGCUCUGUCCCUGA
Messenger RNA from Closterium sp. NIES-65, 1704 nucleotides. The record is from the annotation of a GenBank genome assembly. Lineage: Eukaryota; Viridiplantae; Streptophyta; Zygnematophyceae; Desmidiales; Closteriaceae.